UGGCUUGAAAUAUAUAAUAGAAGUUCAACAUACAAAUCGGUAUCUCAGUCGACCAUAAGCGUAUUCGAGAUACGGUUUCAUUCGAAGUAUAUGACGCAAGAAAAUCAUUGUUUUCUGGUUUUCCAAAGUACUCUUAUAAUACUGUUGCCUAUCAGGCCGACUUAUGAGCGUGUAGCGUCCAGAGCUUCAAUGAUAAAAUGUAGUGUACUAUCCUAUGAAACCUUACGAGGAGGUUCAGUAGGAGGAACCGUACGUGAGAUGGUCUAGGUUCGGCGUUGAGCCCAACAUACACCGUGUUCGGUGGCAGCUUAAAUUCGAAACAGUUAGUCUUGAUUCACACUCAGGUACAUCGGGAAUUACGCUGUAUCUGAAAAAAUUAAAGCCAGCACAAUUAUCUUCUUGCUUAUUUCCCGUAUAAGAGCUAUUUAACGGGUCAAUCAAAUAUAAACAAAUCAGUGUAUUUUACUGAAUAUGGAAGACGUUACAAGCUUAAAUUCGACUCAUAAUUCUGCUAACCCGAGUUGAAUCUACUUUUUCAGAGAAGGGCUUAGUUUAUUUUAUUGAGAAUAUAAAUGUAACGUACAUAAAGGGUCUACUAAGACGAUAACAUGUAUGUUCUAGAGUCUUUGGUCCAUACGCCGUCGAUUACAGACAAUAUAUGAAGAUUUAUCGGAAACCUUUGGAGAACGUGUCCUCUAUACGAUGCACACGCAUUUGCUAAUCGCUCACUAUAUCGAGUACUUGCGGGCGUACAGCUUUAAUCAGUGGCUCUAAGCAGCACCCUUAUUGAAUCUGCAAGGGAAACGACACUUAAAAUAGAAUCAGUGCAAAGUACUGGUUAAAAGAAGAAUGUUUUGACCCUUCAAUUAUGUUGUAGGAUUGUGUAGCAGUGAAUCGUACACAGUCAACUCUCAUUAUGCAUGAGCAUAUUGUUUAUACACUGCAUAAGCAUCUCUUGCGAAAUAGACCUCUUUCGACAAGACAGUAUCGAACCAGAAUUAUACCGAAAAUCUAUAUAUUCUCGUGCUGACUUAAUACUUGGUCAUAGUACCCCAACAAAGUCUAAUUUCGAACAAAGCUGACACUUAAGACUAGCAUGAGACUAAAUGCAAUUGUCGAAAUAGUAGAAGUUAUCGUUCGUUGAGGGGUCCAUUCUAAGGUCGAGUCACCAAUUUAAAGCAAUAAGUUUUUAUUUGACACGCGUAUUGAAUCCUUUAUUGUACAUGCGCCAAUAAACCGCUUUAUCGGCAAAAGUCAUAAACAACAACAGAUCAUAAUAAUAGCGACAACAGCGAUGACCAAAGCAAACCAGUACCAUUUGUAAACGCCAAAAUGUUCUCUUACCUAUUUUCAGGCAAACUAUUUUUUAUCUAUCUGCGAAAAUGCCGAGACGAGAAGAUAUAGAGUGAAAAGCUUAUUGUCACGUAAUCUUUGACCUCAACAUGAAUAUAAAACACAGAAAAGGGUUGAUAAAACAAUAAGUACAAUAUCGUUGAAAAAUGUGUACAAACAUAAACUUCGUGUUAAUGCGUAUCCAAACAACUCUCAAGCUGUGAUUCACUGAGUAGGCGUCAUAAACAAAACAUAGGUACCUCGUCUCCAAUCGACGCUGUAACUUAUUCAACACUGAGCUUUUGAUGUGUAAAAUACAAAUAAAUCAAACUUUACUAGGCAUAUGGUGAGACUCUUUCAAACAUGACAGCCUAAAUACGUUUGGCGUGCCAGGUUUCUGAAAAUGUCGCGUUUAAAUGCCAGAACGCAACGCAACUCCGGAUCGGCUGUGGGAGACUGACGGCGUGUUGCUGGCGUCACGGGCUGCAGGUUUCAAACGUUUAGAUUAAGUGAGGUCAUACAGACGAAACUGCUUCACUCGAACUACGUAGCUUUUCACGCCACUGUGUGUAUCGGCCUCUUGUGGUUCCUAUUCCCGUCUUCGAUCACUUUCGUUGACUGGAUACCAAAGAGUCGAUAGUUAUAUACUUUUCCACUCUCGUUUUUCAAUACUGAUACAGCAUCGAAUAUAUUGUAAGAUGAUAACCCUUUGUUUAAUAUAAUGCUCUAUUUAUUUCUAUCUUGGUGCGGAUUAUUUGAUCAAAGCUGUAAACCGUAGUGCUAACGAGCAAACCGCACAAAAGCAUGUAUAUCGAUGUUCAUUUUUAACUUCAAACUUAAACAUAUACUUUCGUUUCAAUCUAAUAUCGUCUGACGAUCACAUAAUAUUGCCCGAUGCACACACGACAUUGCGCCGAUGUAUAGCAACAAGCUAAAAAUAAACAAAUAUCUAUUGGCAAUACUUUCAUCAUAUGUGGAAACAUCAGUUUGAACAUAAUUUCUAUAGGACUUGAAAGGCGACAUAAACCACGAAAUAGCUUUCCGUGGCAUUUUCCAUAGACGCUUUUCUUACCAAACUAGUAAAUCUACCUGCCGUCCUGCCUGCCUGUCUGUCCUUUGUUGAACUAAAGAAAGACUAAUUAACGCUGACCGCUACGCCAUUGAGUGCUAAACUCUUUCAAACACAUGCGACCAGACACUUUGGCCCUUCUAUUCAGUUCUUGCUCGCAGUUUCUUUACUGGUUGCUUUCUACUAUAAUAAAUGCAGAUAAUGCAUCAAUCAGUUAGUUGAAGACAUUCAACUAGAUGGCGAGAAAGUUUGUCACUCUUGCCGUGGACGUCGAAACAUCUGUCUGGACUAGCCGCUUUCUUUUGUUUAGAAUAAGAUCCAUCGAGUCUCAAAGCGGUAGCUGCAGAAAUUUACAAACGACGCUUCUUUGUUCUAUUCCUGCAAAAUUUUAUACAUGUGCGACGAGAUAGGAUAAAGUGCGGGCCGUAUGUUUCUAUCUAUUUGUCAGCAUCGAGUCGGUUAACUUGUCCUGGCCUUACCGAGACUUAUGAACGAGAGACCUUCUCUGUCAUAAAUUUCUGGUGACGGUUACCACAGAGGUCCGUAUUACUUUAUACCUACAACUAUAGCUACUCCAACUCGAAGCUAGCUCUACGAGAUGGCAUCGAGCCGAUAGCGAACAAAAGGCUUCUAGAAGACGCGUUGUCUACUGUCCAUUACCAAUCUGGUGCCUCAUUCCUUUAUAGCCAUUCACACGCGCGUCAGCCUGUCUGCAAGGGCUUUUCCUUUCUUGCCUCCUGCGGGCAUUGCUGACAAUCGAGAUAUUCGAGAGGAGGUUGAAUCUGCGGGUCGCUUAACAGCGGAGCAAAGGCUAAUACUACAGCUACAGCCAAUGGCUACACCAAUCGUAUCAGCGGCGAUAUAAUGGCCCUAUCCAGCUGCGCGCAGAAUUUAUCGAUUCAUGGCUGUAUUCGUGAUGUCGAUAAACUAGCAAACGUUAUCAUUAGACUACAGCUCAUGUACGCGCGGGUAGAAGCGACGUAGCAUGAGCUGCGACUGGCAAACAAGGCGCCAUUUUCCACUUUUGGACUGCAUAGUUCAUCAGCUGUAACUUAAAUAGCUCUCAGUGUUCGUAGCUGUCGAAGGUCAUCAAUCCCGCAGUGAUGGCGCUGUAAAUGCAGGUCAGGAAAUGUUUGGUGACAAAAUGAACGGUUUUCAGCGCAGACCGUCGCGACCCGCAGAACAUAAGAGGAUGGCCUUGUUUAAUGUGCAAGGCCUAGUCGUAUCGACAGAUACCUGCACACGAGAUCAGAUACGUAAGGUUAUCUGGUUCAAAUCUCUGGAAAAGGAUAUCUUCGUUGGGUCAUUCCCACGAGCCGGUGGAAGCUGGGUCCAAUACAUCAUCUGGACGUUACUUCGUGGAACUGACAACGUUUUACCUACUUUGAAAGAAAUGCGCACAAAGUACUUCCCCUGUAUUGAGCAGGUGGACCCGGACUACGUGGACAAAGACCUCACAAAGCGCAACGAAGGCCGUCUUAUCCACCAUCAUCUUCCGAGAGCGUUCGUCCCAGCAGGAGUUCAAAAAAGCAUCUAUAUCAUCCGGAACCCAUAUGACGUCUGUGUGUCGUACUACUAUUACCUUAAAGUCAAUGGAAAGUAUGAAGCCGAUUUCGGGGACUUCUUUGAAUGCUUUUUUCGGGGUGAGGUUCCGUUUGGCGACUAUUUUGACCACAUUGCCAGCUGGUACGAAGCUCGAGAUGAGCCUACAACUAAGAUUCUCUUCUACGAACAGAUGAUGGAUAACCCUAACCGCGCUAUAGUCGAAAUCGCUGACUUUAUUGGCGUUUCCGUAACACCAGAACAAGUCUUGGAGAUUGCGAGUCUAACGAACUUGGAAUCGCUGUGCGGGAUUGAAACGGAAAACGUUUCCCGGGAACACUAUCGUUACGCGUAUAAUGGCGACUGGAAAAAAAUGAUGACCGAAGGCCAAAAGGUUCGCCUUGAUGAACUCGUCGAACAGUUUCGAUACACGGAUAUGUACAAAGUAUGGGUUCAGUAUGCCCAUAUCUAAUUUACUGCUCGUGAGACGAUGCCAGCAAUAACAAGCGAAUGGCAACAAAGAGACCCUGGACCAUAUAAACACCGUACAAGCACGCAUGCUUGCCAACAUUAAGAUGAGAAUUAACAUUUAAAACACGUGUCAGUAGCCGUUCCUGGAUAAGACCGCUCGCAUGUCUCGCAGCACAUUAAGGUACUUCAGACUGGGUCUACGAUACAUAACGUUCCAUGUCAUUGUAAUAGAGGAUUAUGGUUAGUUACCAUCUAUCUAUAGCGGUUUAUUAUGGUGUAUUGUUUAUUAAUCUAAUAAAGGUAAAAUAGACCUAUGAAUCACAAAGGAUUGCCUUUUUGCAGCCAACGUAUUAUAGGCAGCCUAGGGAGUCAUGAACAUGUUAGCAUGCUAAAGACGUAUUUAUAUAAUGUUUUCCCUAUUUAUAUUCUAGACAACAGUAGGUAGUUUUACUUAUCUACGUUUUCACCUAUCAAACAGAUACUGUCGCAACAAUAUACUGACGAAAGUUCACGUCCCGUAUCUAGCGUGCUGUAAGAAUGAUUAAGCUUUAUGCUGGCCGAUAUGCCGACCGAUAAUGCUAGGAUCUUUAGUGAGGUAACAAUGUGAAGACUUUUGGGGAUAUGGACAUUAGAGAAGGGAUAAAUAACCACAUUUUAAGAACUUAACUCUUUGAGAGAGACUAAACCAUUGACAUUGAGAGGCACCUCAUAUCGAUACAAACUUAGCUUCCUAACGCUAUUUUACAUGAAGGCUACAAUUAAAAGGAUGCGCUGUGUGCUCCGUUAUCGACGACAAUAUUCAGGACUUAUUUUGACCUCUGACCUUGAUGUCUGCGAAUUUCUUUCAACGAAUUUGUGCGUGAAACUGACAUCUUAGGCUGGAAAACAAACAUGCUCUAUGAAAAACACGGGAGCUUAGCAAUCCAAAGAUUCAUGGAUUUGGACCACGUAAAGGGCUUCCUGGUGCAUCCUUAGAAUUAUACUAUGCUAACGACACAAAGCUGCAGUUCUUUCAUUUUCUUUCCUACGCCGAUACUUCUGUAUGCGUUAUUAUGGAUCAAUCUGUAUGGCUUCUGAUAGAGAUCACAAUUAUUAUCUCAAGUAUAAAUGUUGUUUGAACGGAUUACCUUUAUUAUUUACUAGGGUUAUUAGAUUAAAUUGACUGUAGUAUAUGUACACAUAUAGCAAUCUUACAAUAUAGUAUUAUAGUUUUUUUUCGUAUAGUGUGUAUUUUUGCACACAUACCUAGUUAAAUCAUUUUACCAAACCAGAAAUGUAUUAUAUAAUAUUUGAAUUAAUGAAAAUAUACAGGGAUACCAUAACAUGGUAGUGAUGCAGGAGAAUUCGUGCCUUAUUUCGACUACGUAUUAUUUUUUUAUGUUUACAAAAUAAACUUCCCCAAAAUUAAAAUCCAUUCCCCUUUCUACAGUCGUAUAUUUGGCUACGUAUCACGUUGAUAUCCGCCAUAAGAUUCAUUUGAAUCUACAGCGUUAAUAAAUGCACUUUGUUCACCUAUUGCACACCGUCGAUAUCUGAUCCCAAAUUAAUAUUACCUUUACCUAUACUUAUAGAGAGGUGGUUACAUGUUUUAGUACCAAUUUUAGAAGAUUGUCACCCGUGUACAGCUGAUAGCGGCGCUAAACACUUUUUGCUCGCCCAUUUUAACAAAACGCAUGUAGUCUGUAUACGUUUGAAUUUCUGUCUUGUCGUCUGCAGCAGUGGCGAGGAGAGUGGAAAAUCCGGCUUGCCUCAGCUUCAAACCCCGUUUUAUUAUGAGGCUGACCACCUUCAUAAAAUGAUUAUAGUUCCUAAUUUGAUCUUAUCGUCACCUCUGCUUAUAAUAAUAAUAAUAACAACAGAUUUAAGAUCUAUUCCCACUCUGCCACCGGGUAUUGCCGCUGAGCGAUUUCAGCUGUUACGCGAAAAAGUUACAGCUUCAUCAUGUUCUUGCGCCAAUCAUGUACGCAA
This is a messenger RNA of Varroa destructor (honeybee mite), 6382 nucleotides long. Its product is annotated as sulfotransferase 1C4-like. The record is from RefSeq and is a predicted model, not a curated record. Gene Ontology annotation, molecular function: sulfotransferase activity. Lineage: Eukaryota; Metazoa; Arthropoda; Arachnida; Mesostigmata; Varroidae.